Messenger RNA from Molossus molossus (Pallas's mastiff bat), 997 nucleotides. RefSeq names its product SAYSVFN motif domain containing 1 (gene SAYSD1). The coding region runs from base 13 to 564 and encodes 183 amino acids. NCBI's taxonomy places the organism in Eukaryota, Metazoa, Chordata, Mammalia, Chiroptera, Molossidae. The record is from RefSeq and is a predicted model, not a curated record. The transcript has 2 exons.
GAGGCGCGCGCCAUGGAACAGCGGUUAGCCGACUUCCGGGCGGCUCGGAAACGGGCCGGCCUGGCGGCCGAACCCAGCACUUCCAGCCGGAGCGCACACACCUCGGGAGAGAAGGCGGAAGCAACUGCGACUCCAAAGUCAGCCCCAGGUUGGCUAAAACGAUUCUUGGUGUGGAAACCGAGGCCCGCGGGUGCCGCGGCCCAGCCCAGCCUCGCUCAGGAAGCCGCUCCGCCUGGGAGCAGCAUGUCACAGCCCCCCCGGAGAACAGCCGUUCCCCCUCCACUGCCGCAGGACCAGUCCUUCCUGACCAGCAUCACCUUCCUGAAGGUUCUUCUCUGGUUGAUCCUGCUGGGACUGUUUGUGGAACUGGAAUUUGGCCUGGCUUAUUUCGUCCUGUCCUUGUUCUACUGGAUGUACGUUGGGAUGCGCGGCCCUGGGGAGAAGAAGGAGGGAGAGAAAAGCGCCUACUCCGUGUUCAACCCGGGCUGCGAGGCCAUCCAGGGCACCCUGACCGCAGAGCAGUUUGAGCGAGAGUUACAGCUUCGACCCCUGGCGGGGCGAUAGACCAGCUCGCUGUCACCAGCUAGCCUCUGCACGGCCUGGCCCUUGGCUGUGGACUUGUGGGUUCGUUCAGGUGCCCCAGACUAAGGACAGCUUUUGGGUUUGUCCUGUGACCUCACGAUUCUACCUGCUUCCCCUGAUCUGCUGCUGCAGUUCUAUCUUUGAACUUUUCUUUGGUUUUGAUGAAACCACCUGAAAGAGACUCACUGUGUGUCUGAAACAACUGAUAAGAGUACAUACUCGAGAGGAGAGCUGUUUGCCCCGUUAUUUUGGAGAGAUGGGUUCAGAGCCCUGGGAAGCGCCGAGAGCUAACUGAACCACCGCUGCCUGGUGCGUGGGCAGCUCCCAUCGGGACUGUUCAUUAGAAUAAAGGUCCCUAAGUCCUUUCAUAGUUACAGCAUCUGUUUUCCUGGAAAGUUUAAAUUACAAGUUUUGU